Trichophyton benhamiae CBS 112371 is the source of this 1656-nucleotide messenger RNA. Its product is annotated as serine peptidase, family S28, putative. The record is from RefSeq and is a predicted model, not a curated record. Bases 1 to 1656 code for a protein of 551 amino acids. Gene Ontology annotation, molecular function: serine-type exopeptidase activity; dipeptidyl-peptidase activity. Gene Ontology annotation, biological process: proteolysis. Lineage: Eukaryota; Fungi; Ascomycota; Eurotiomycetes; Onygenales; Arthrodermataceae. The transcript has 3 exons.
AUGAAGUUCUCCAGCUGCUUCAUCCAGGGCGCUGCCCUCGCCCUCCUCGCGGGCACGGGCUCGACCUUUGGCUUCGCCGGCUCCAAGCUGGGCAAAGACAUGCACGACGCUGUCAUGAUGGGCUACAGCUCGGAUCUGGCCUUGGAUCCAGGCCAUUUCAAGGCUGUGAUGGACAGCCCCAAGUUUGGCAGCCCCCAGGCAGAGACCGUUGACAUGCCAAUUGACCACAAGAGCAACAAGACGGGCACUUACAAGCAUCGGUUCUGGAUCAACGAGCAGGACUACAAGCCAGGCGGGCCCGUCUUUGUGUUCGACUGUGGUGAGGCCGCUGGCCAGAGAUAUGCAGACAGAUAUCUCUUCAACGAGACCAACUUCUUCAGGCAGCUAACCAAGAAGUUCCACGGCAUUGGAAUCAUCUUUGAGCACCGAUACUAUGGGGAAUCCACCCCCUUCCCGGUCACUGUCGAGACCCCCCCAGAGCACUUCCAGUAUCUCAACAACGACCAGGCUCUCGCUGAUUUGCCCUACUUCGCAAAGGACUUCAAGCGGAAGUCAUUCCCUAACGAUGACCUGAGGCCCAAUGCCACUCCCUGGGUCAUGGUCGGUGGCUCGUACCCUGGCAUGCGAUCUGCUUUCACCCGUGACAGAUACCCAGAGACCAUAUACGCCUCCUGGGCCUCUUCAGCCCCAGUGCAGGCCCAGAUCGACAUGGCCGUCUACUACGAGCAGGUCUACAGGGGCCUUGUUGCCUACGGCUGGGGCAACUGCACCAAGGACAUCCGCGCUGCCUACAGGUACAUCGACCGCCAGCUCUCCCGCAAUGACACCGCGGCUGCCAUCAAGAAGCUCUUCUUGGGCGAGGGAGCCGAGCAAGCCAGCAAUGGAGACUUCACUGCCGCGCUCAUCGUUGCCUACGCUGGCUGGCAGUCCUCCGGCGCCGACGGCCAGGUCGGCAAGUUCUGCAACUGGCUCGAGGUCGACCCCAAGACCAACAAGACCGCCCCUGCUGAGGGAUGGGCCCCCACGCUCGGAGACAAGGCUAUGGCCGAACGUUUCGCUGCCUGGCCUACGCUCGCCGAGAUGGUCAACGCCAAUGCCAUGACCAACUGCAAGCAGACCGACAAGUCGAAGCCCCUGGAGUGCAAGCUCGACAAGCCCAGCGAGGACCCAGACUUCAUCAGCUGGAUCUGGCAGUACUGCAGUGAAUGGGGCUACUAUCAGACCGUCAACUACCCCCAGCACCCAAUCCUCUCCAAGUAUCAGACCAUCAAGUACAACCAGGACUUCUGCUACCGCCAGUUCCCUACCGGCGUCAAGAGCGGAUACCUGCCCGUCAAACCCCAGACGGAGAAGACUAACCGUGCCACCAAGGGCUGGAAUAUGCGCCCAUCCAACGUCUACUGGAGCGGUGGCCAGUACGACCCCUGGAACACCCUUUCUCCCCUGUCUACCGAGCCCUUUGCUCCUCGCGUCAAGGUCUCUCAGGAGAUCCCCAAGUGCAACGUUUCCACCGGCCCCAGGAAGAUCUUUGGCUACCUGAUCCCCAACGCUCAGCACGUCUAUGAUUUCCGCACCUACUUCAAGCCCGGCGAGGUUUCCAGGAAUCUCUUCCACUCAGCCUUGGAGGAAUGGCUUCCUUGCUUCAAGAAGCAUUAA